Portunus trituberculatus (swimming crab) is the source of this 2489-nucleotide messenger RNA. RefSeq lists its product as uncharacterized. The transcript is spliced from 5 exons. The coding region runs from base 769 to 1032 and encodes 87 amino acids. The record is from RefSeq and is a predicted model, not a curated record. Lineage: Eukaryota; Metazoa; Arthropoda; Malacostraca; Decapoda; Portunidae.
GUAUAGUUGCUGUAAUAUAGAGAAAUAAGGAAGAAGUGUUUCCUUCUCCCCACUCUGUGUGACUGAGCUGAGUGAGAGUGGGUGCUAUAGAAGCAGACAGCCAGGGGGCGGAUGUUCGAAGGAUCGUAACUUUCUGCCAUUAAGAUCUUAGUUGUCCUCUCGUAGCCGACAUUUUUUAUCGUGGGCUACGACCACCGCUAAGAUGUAUUUUCAAACACCCGUCCGAACGCUCGUAGCUCACGAUGAUGCGAUCGUAAAGCUUGGUGCGUUCCGUCCCGCUGUCCAGGAAUGAAACUCGGCUGACUGCCGCUCAGCCAACCAGAAGAGGCGUAUUAACAGCCUUUGAGAAUGAUAGCCAAUGAUAUUGCACCGUGAAACGUAAACAAAUACACGCACUUGCAUGUGGAGACGUCAGUGUUACAUGUGUAGAUCCUCGCACCCCAGACAGCAAGAAGAGAAGAAGUGUUGUAUGUAAUCAGCAGUAAGCAGUGGUGGAAAGGAAAGCAGACAUGGCAAGUGAGGUGCCGCCCACCAAACGCCUUCGUCGUGCAAACUUUUCGGAUGAAGAAAUGCUGACAAUAAUACAGGGUUGGCUGGACAGAAAAACUGUCUUGCAGGAGAAGUUCAGCCAUCAAGUAACUGCAGAGAGAAAAAGAAAGGCAUGGGAAGAAAUAACUUGUGCUGUCAAUGCAGUUUCUCCUGUAGCAAGAGAGAGAGAGGAAGUGAAGAAAAAAUUUAUUGACUUCAAGUCAUCAGUAAAGAGGAAGCAUGCUGCUCUCAAGUGUCAACAGGAAAAAAACUGGUGGCGGAGUGCCUGAUGUAAAACCCCUGACCAGUGUUGAAGAGGCAAUGCUUCCGUUAAUAAAAGAUGUCCAAGUAUCUGGUGUUCCUGGACUUCGUGACCCUCAUCCUGCCAGUGAUGAUGAAGAGGACUUGGCAGCAGGUGACAUAGAUGUUACACUACCAUCAAGGCCAGCCUCACCAAGACCCAGUGGCACCCAAAACCUCCAGACACUGACACAGAGGGAGUAGUGGAGAUAGCAUCUGAACCUGCUCCACCACAAGCUGAUGAUCAUCAAUACAGCCAACCUCCUCAGGCUGGUAGAAAUCAGAGAGGCUCAUCACGUCGUGAGGGUACACUGGCUCCAGAAAUGCUUCAAGUUCACGAGGACAUAAGAAACUCCUUGUCUGAUUUGACUGAAUGCAUUACUACAUAUUUGCCAGGAAUAGCAACAUCUUUGAAUGAAUUGGCAUCUCGCAGACUUGUUUAGGAACAUUUCAAAAUGUCCUACAAAAUAUUCUUAUGUUAUUUUGCAUUCCAGUGUCAUUUCUUUUCUGAAUUUGCUCAUUACCAAUUUCUUUUUAUUUAAGGAAUACUCUUAUUAUUUUCCACAGUAUUAUUUUUCUAUUUUGCUUGAUAUAUAGGUAGUUAUUUAUUUUUAAAUUUAAGGAGUUUAUAACCUGUUUUCACAGUGCCAUUUAUUUUCUUAUUUUGUACAAUGACAUAUUUAUUUAUUUUUACGGAGUAGCCUAUUUAUUAAUGAUGAAUUCUUUUUGCACUAAAAGUUUGAAUGUAAUGCAGACUUAGCCUCCAAAUACCAUUUAUUAAUUAUGAAAUAAUUUUAGUGUACAUUUGCAUUUCCUCAAACAUUUCAGUUAAUAUUUUGACAAAGAUGUAAAUUUAUUUUGAAGGUGAACAAUUACCUAUUGUUUAUAAUAUUUAGUAGCUUUUCUUAAAUACUGCUUCAGUUUUUUGUCCUAGUGGUGUAUUUAGCUCACCAUUACCUUUCCUGUAGUAUUCCUUGUGUCUUAUAUGAAUGUGUAAAUAUUUAUAUUCCCAUGUAGUAACUCCAGGAUUGGAACCCGCACAAUGUGUGUGUAUAUACACAUAUUGUGUGGGUUCCAGUCGUCGAGUCACUGUAUGGAAAUAUAAAUAUUUACACAUUGAUAUAAGACACAAGGAAUACUACAGGAAAGGUAAUGGUGAGCUAAAUACACCACUAGGACAAGAAACUGAAGCAGUAUUUAAGAAAAGCUACUAAAUAUAUGGCCAAUAUGUUGCUGCAAGAAUGGGUUAGAGUGGUGACUCAAGUACAAGUAACAUUAGUUGAAUAUUGCAGUGGGUCAAGAAAUCAGGUAAACAUUUUUGUAACUGGCUGUGCAUUACAAUUUGUGUAAUUAGUCUAUCUGAUAGUACAUACCAAAUUAAUAAUGUGAUAUUAUAGUUACCUAUUACGAUACAUACCAAAUGAAUAAUGUGAUAUUAUACAGUUAGUUAUAAUGGAGAACCUAUUUUUUUUACUUUUGUACUUACAAAAUUAAUCAUAUAUGCAGUGUAAACUGCAAUAAACAACCUAUCAUGUAUAUUCUUAACAUUACCUUAUUUGUAGAAGGUAUCCUAUGUCCCAAGAAUGAUGAACAUCGUAAGCACCAUCAACAGUGGAACAACCAGCACAGCUCAACACAUUAAAACUAACUAUUGAUAGAAA